This is a messenger RNA of Aspergillus affinis, 1551 nucleotides long. Its product is annotated as glycoside hydrolase. Gene Ontology annotation, molecular function: chitin binding; hydrolase activity, hydrolyzing O-glycosyl compounds. The coding region runs from base 1 to 1551 and encodes 516 amino acids. The record is from RefSeq and is a predicted model, not a curated record. Gene Ontology annotation, biological process: carbohydrate metabolic process. The transcript is spliced from 6 exons. Lineage: Eukaryota; Fungi; Ascomycota; Eurotiomycetes; Eurotiales; Aspergillaceae.
AUGGCGAAGGCUUCCGGGUCCCUUUUUCUGUUUCCUUUACUUCUGUGCUAUCUGGUUGUCUGCGUCUACGCCACUAUCAUCCCCGAAUCCAAUCCCCUUACCUUUAACCUCCAGGUGGCAGCUGACAAGGACGAUCCGUCCUGUACGAAGGACAGUCCCUGCAAGAUUGGCUGCUGCGGACCACUAGACAAAAAGACCGGCAAGGGUGUUUGCGGCUUUGGACCCGAUUUUUGUGGCAAAGGUUGUACCUCACAGUGUGAUCGCAAGAGCGAAUGCGACUCCGGCUGGGGUCUCCAAUGGUCGAAUGCUUCUACGUGUCCCCUGAAUGUGUGCUGUAGCAAGUUUGGCUUCUGUGGGACAACCGAGGACUUCUGUCAAGGCAAGAAGGUGAUAUCCCCGGAAUGUAAAGGCGAAUCGGCCAAAGCCAAACUCAUUGGAUACUGGGAAGGCUGGAACCAAGAGAAGAAGUGUGACCACAUGCCUGCAGAGGACAUCCCUCUAGGGUACUACACGCACCUUAACUUUGCAUUUGCCUAUAUCGAUCCCUUGACCUACCGCGUUGCCCCUAUGGACCCGGCCACUGCCUCGCGCUACCGUCAAGUGACGGCUCUCAAGGCCCGUCAGCCUGGCCUCGAGGUGUGGAUUGCCAUUGGGGGCUGGGCCUUCAAUGAUCCGGGCAAUACGGCGACAACGUUCUCGAAUCUCGCUGCCUCCGAGGCAAACCAGAAUAUUUUCGCUGAAUCGUUGAUCAACUUCAUGGUGGCCAAUGGCUUCGAUGGGGUCGACCUGGACUGGGAAUAUCCCGUGGAUGACCAACGCGGAGGAAAGCGCGAGGAUUACGUGAACUACGUAACCUUCUUGAAGCGACUGCGAGAGCGCUUGAAUGCAUCUGGAAGACGUUUUGGACUUUCGAUUACUCUGCCUGCAUCCUACUGGUACCUUCGCGGAUUCGAUAUCGCUAAUCUGGAACCCCAUGUGGACUGGUUUAACAUCAUGACUUAUGACAUCCACGGUAUUUGGGAUAGAGAAUCAAGGGGAGGAGUCGGUUCCUAUGCCUUUGCCCACACGAACAUGACCGAGAUCAACCUGGGCCUUGAACUCCUGUGGCGCAAUAACAUCAAUCCGGGACGGGUCGUCCUAGGUCUAGGUUUCUACGGCCGUAGCUUCACGAUGAAGGACCCCAAAUGCCUCACGACGGGAUGUGCCUUCCGCGAUGGUGGCCGCAAAGGCAAGUGCACCGAUACUGAGGGAAUCUUGUCCGGCAAAGAGAUCAAUCAACUUAUCAAGGAGGGCGCCAAAGUCUCUCUUGACAAGGAGGCGGCCGUGAAGAUGGUAACCUGGGACAAUGACCAGUGGGUCAGCUGGGACGACAAGGAAACGCUGAAGAUGAAAUACGACUUUGCCAACAAGCGUUGUCUAGGAGGAACUAUGGUGUGGGCGGUGGACUUAGACGAUGGCACGUUGAUUGAGGCGCUUGGACAAGCCAUGGGCAAGAAAAGGACCAAGCAUUUCAAACCGGCAAACCAGUAUUUCAUCAAGGAGAUUCUCUAA